GAGAGCUCACAUCUUUGAACACUCCACAAGCUUUUUGGGUUUUAUUUUCUAUUUUAUUUUGUUUUGUUUGAAGUCAUUACCCAACCACGGCGUCUCCUCCAACAAGGCGGUGUGUGUGUGCGCGUGUGAUGACCGGUUAAGGAGGAGGAGGAGGAGGAGAACGAGGCAUCGGUCUGAGACCAGAUUUUUGUCGUGGAUAUUUCCACAGAGACGUCGCGUCGGUCAGUUAACGGGGCUGCGUGCCUCCGGGUUCCCCGCUCCAUCUUUUUUUCUACCUCCACCUCAGACUGAGCUGACCCAGAAGGCCCUCCAUCCGCGGAGCAUCGAUGGUAUUUUUUUAUUUCUGUCUCCUGAUAUGGAGUGUGAAGAUGUGGAUUACGAUCACCGAGGAAUCCCCGCUAGUUUAGCCGCCGCCAUGCUUCCAUUCUGCUCGUCAAUGCAGGGAUAGGGUGAACUAUGAGCACGCUGCGUCUGCUCAGCGGGAUAAAAGCUGGUUUCCUGAGCUCCACUGGACUCCCGUUAGGAAGCGUGAGAGCAGCCUGGCUAGUCUGCGGCUAUUAGCUCCUUUAGCCGGCUAACGGCUACAAGGUGGGAUAUUGGGGGCAGAAAUAGUUUUUUUUUGUCCGCAGUGGUUGGGUUUUCCCCGCGGAUCCACAUUCGCAGCUCAUUUUUCCGCAGGUUUUAGGCGUUCAGCGAUGGAAGGGAGCUGCCUGACCUUGUUCGGGGGUCUGAUGCUGGCGCUGUCCUGCUGCCUUCGGCCCGCCGCCGCUGACAUCUGCACUCCCAGUAUCGACAUUGGGAAUGACAUCAGUGAAUUCAAACAGCUGGAGAACUGCACGGUGGUGGAGGGCUACUUGCAUAUCCUCCUCAUCGGGGAAAAAAACAACAACAACGUGAACCAGGAAGUCUUCCGCACCCUCAGCUUCCCUAAGCUGACUAUGAUAACAGACUACCUGCUUCUGUUCAGGGUUUCAGGCCUGGACAGCCUAAGCACGCUCUUCCCCAACCUGUCCGUCAUCCGGGGCCGUAACCUCUUCUACAACUACGCCCUGGUGAUCUUUGAGAUGACCAGCCUGAAGGAUAUAGGCCUGUACAGCCUAAGGAACAUCACCCGGGGGGCCAUCCGCAUCGAGAAGAACCCAGAGCUCUGCUACCUGGACUCUAUAGACUGGUCCCUCAUCAUGGACGCCGAGUUCAACAACUACAUCGCCGGAAACAAGCAGUCCAAGGAGUGCAGCGACGUUUGCCCAGGCAUCAUGGAAAAUAGUCCCAUGUGCAAAAAGACCAUGUUUAACAACAACUACAACUACCGCUGCUGGAAUUCCAACCAUUGCCAAAAAGAGUGUCCAGAAACUUGUGGCCGGCGAGCGUGCACAGCCGACGGCAAGUGCUGCCAUCCUCAGUGUCUGGGCAGCUGCACGCUUCCUGACGACGAAAUGGCAUGCGCUGCAUGUGUACAUUACUACCACGAUGGAAGAUGCGUGGCCGACUGCCCUCCAGGCACGUACAGGUUCGAGGGUUGGCGCUGCAUCACUGCUGAGUUCUGCUCCAAAGUUCACCUUCCGGAGUACUAUACCUUCGUCAUCCAUGGAGGAGAGUGCAUGUCUGACUGUCCGCCCGGAUACACCCGAUCCACACCCGACAGCAUGUCGUGCCAGGCCUGCGAUGGCGUUUGUGACAAAGUUUGCGACGGGAAGGUCAUCGACUCCAUGGAUGCUGCGCAGUCUCUCAAAGGCUGCACCGUUAUCAAAGGCGACCUGCAAAUCACCAUCCGUAGAGGCCAUAACAUGGUAGCAGAAUUGGAGAGCUUCACGGGUUUGAUCCAGAGGGUGACGGGUCAUGUCCGGAUCAGACAUUCACACACUCUGAGCUCACUGGCCUUCCUCCGCAGUCUGAGAUACAUUGAUGGAGAAAGUCUUCAUGACGACCUGUAUGCCUUCUCAGCAUUCGACAACCAGCAGCUCCAGUAUCUCUGGGACUGGAAGCAGCACAACCUGACCAUAAGAGCGGGCAAGCUGUUCUUCCGGGCCAACCCAAAGCUUUGCAUGUCUGAGAUCCGCAAGAUGUGGGAAAAGACGGGCAUCCAGAGCCCCUUUGAUGAGACAGGCUUCCGGAACAACGGCGACAGAGCGAGCUGUGAAAGCACCAUCCUGCAGUUUACGUACAACAGCACCAGCAGCACCAGGAUCAAGCUGACCUGGCAGCGCUACCGACCUCCCGACUACAGAGACCUCAUCAGCUUUAUAGUCUACUACAAGGAGGCGCCAUUCCAGAACAUCACCGAGUUUGAAGGCCAGGAUGGCUGCGGUUCCAACAGCUGGAAUAUGGUGGAUGUGGAACUGAGGCCCGAUAAGGAAACGGACCCCGGCGUUCUGCUUUCAGGCCUUAAACCAUGGACGCAGUACGCCAUCUUUGUUAAAGCCAUCACCCUCAUGGUGGAGGACAAACACAUGCCUGGGGCCAAGAGCAAGGUGGUCUACAUCCGCACCAGCCCCUCUGCGCCCUCCAUGCCUCAGGAUGUGCGGGCCUAUUCUAACUCCUCCACUCAGCUGGUGGUCCGCUGGUCUUCUCCCGUCUCCCCCAACGGAAAUCAGACUUACUAUUGGGUGAAGUGGCAGCAACAAGCUGAAGACAAGGAGCUUUACCAGCAUAACUACUGCUCAAAAGAGCUAAAGAUCCCAAUUAGGAUUGCUGCCACGGGGAUUGGAGACCAAGAGGAGGACACAAAGCCCACUAAACCGGAUCCUGAUGGAGCAGACAAAGGUCCUUGCUGCCCCUGCCCCAAAUCAGCAGAAGAUCUGGAGGCUGAAGCUGCAGACGCCUCCUACCGAAAAGUCUUUGAAAACUUUCUCCACAAUUCAAUUUUUACUCCAAGGCCUCAAGAUCGGCGGCGCAGAGAUCUUUUUGGCGUGGCCAACUUCACCCGAGCGCCACGCUUCCAGCUUUAUACCAACAGCACCGUGGUUCCCCCCCUUCAGGCCGCUGGUAACGGCAGCGUCUCUGUCCCCGAGCCCGCCGACCAAGAGUAUAUUAUCAUGGAGCAAACGGUGACCGAGCGCGAGCUGCAGAUAUCAGGCCUGGAGCCUUUCACGGUUUACCGCGUCGACAUUCAUGCCUGCAACAGCCAAGUUCACCAAUGCAGCGCAGCUGAGUUCGUCUUCUCCAGGACCAAGCCAGCAGAAAAGGCUGAUGACAUCCCAGGCCCGGUUAACUGGGAGGGCCAAGAGGACUGGGUGUUCCUGCGCUGGCCGGAGCCCACGCGGCCAAACGGACUCAUCCUCAUGUACGAGAUCAAGUUCAAGCAGGCGGGAGAGGCGGAGAAACACGAGUGCGUUUCUAGACAGCUUUAUCGAACCCAGCGCGGCAUUCGCCUGAACAACCUCAACCCAGGAAACUACUCGGUCAGAGUGAGAGCCACGUCGCUGGCUGGAAACGGCUCCUGGACGCAAAGCCUGCACCUCUACGUGGCUGAAAGUUACGAAAACGUCUUUGCUAUGAUCUUCGUCCCCAUCGUCAUCAUCAUCCUGAUCUGCUCUUUGGUCUCCAUGCUGGUCGUCCUCAACAGGAAAAGGAACAGCGACCGGCUCGGGAACGGAGUCCUCUACGCCUCGGUCAACCCGGAGUACUUCAGCGCUGCAGAAAUGUAUGUACCAGAUGAGUGGGAGGUGGCCCGGGAGAAGAUUUCCCUGUGUCGGGAGCUGGGCCAGGGGUCCUUCGGGAUGGUUUACGAAGGCUUGGCUAAGGGUGUGGUCAAAGACGAGCCGGAGACACACGUCGCCGUCAAGACUGUAAACGAGUCGGCCAGCAUGAGGGAGAGGAUCGAGUUUCUCAACGAGGCAUCUGUUAUGAAGGAGUUUAAUUGCCAUCAUGUGGUGCGUCUCCUCGGUGUGGUUUCCCAAGGCCAACCCACCCUGGUCAUUAUGGAGCUGAUGACGAAGGGAGACCUGAAGAGUUACCUUCGCUCACUGCGUCCUAAAGAGCAACAGUUUUCCAGCCUGUCUCUCCCUCCGCUGAAAAAGAUGCUUCAGAUGGCGGGACAGAUCGCCGACGGCAUGGCUUACCUCAACGCCAACAAGUUUGUCCAUCGAGAUCUGGCCGCCAGGAACUGCAUGGUGGCCGAGGACUUCACUGUCAAGAUAGGAGAUUUCGGGAUGACCAGAGACAUCUAUGAGACUGAUUACUAUCGCAAGGGGGGGAAAGGUUUGCUCCCUGUCCGCUGGAUGUCCCCGGAGUCUCUGAAGGACGGCGUUUUCACUACAAACUCAGAUGUCUGGUCCUUUGGGGUGGUGUUGUGGGAGAUUGCCACCCUGGCAGAGCAGCCCUACCAGGGUCUGUCCAAUGAACAAGUCCUUCGUUUUGUAAUGGAGGGAGGCCUACUGGAGAAACCACAGAACUGUCCAGACAUGCUGUUUGAGCUGAUGCGGAUGUGUUGGCAGUUCAACCCUAAAAUGCGUCCCUCCUUCGUGGAGAUAAUCGGCAGCAUAAAGGAUGAGCUGGACCCGUCUUUCAAAGAGGUUAGUUUCUACUACAGCGCCGACAACAAGCCCCCUGAAGCUCCGCAGCUCCACCUGGACAAGCUGGGUCACACAGUGGAUGCUGGCCUGGAUCCUUCUGCCUCCACGCAGCAGACCCCCCCUUCCCCCGGCUCGGAGGGCCCACCCGCUCCGCCACAGGCCCCCAGCUCCCCCUCCUCUCCCUGCACAUCCAGCGCAGCGAAGGUCCCGGAGCCGUCAGGCCAGCAGGCAGCGAACGGACUCUCGGGAACGGGCCUUCCUGCGAGCGCGGGACCAGCGGCCGGGUCGGGCUCCAACAUGCGGCCGUCCCUGGACGAACUGCCGCCGUACGCGCACAUGAACGGAGGACGCAAGAACGAGCGCGCCAUGCCCCUCCCACAGUCCUCAGCCUGCUGAUAGAGCAGGCUGUGAAGCGUCCACCCACCCCAAGAACAAAUCCUAUUGAGACUUUCCCUACAGGAUGGAUGUAGGCAUUUGGACACCAGAUUAAACUUUCAGAGUUACUGUCCUGCUGUGAGGCCGCACACCUUCUGUUCUUUUUUGUUGUGUUUUUUUUUUUUUUGAAUAACCUACUCGUCGGAGUUUGUACCCGCUGGCUGUCAUUUGUGACACCGCUCCUAUUGCUGAGCGGAAAGAUAAAAAAAAAAAAAAAA
Cyprinodon tularosa is the source of this 5167-nucleotide messenger RNA. RefSeq names its product insulin-like growth factor 1 receptor. NCBI's taxonomy places the organism in Eukaryota, Metazoa, Chordata, Actinopteri, Cyprinodontiformes, Cyprinodontidae. Gene Ontology annotation, molecular function: insulin receptor substrate binding; ATP binding; phosphatidylinositol 3-kinase binding. The record is from RefSeq and is a predicted model, not a curated record. Gene Ontology annotation, cellular component: insulin receptor complex; membrane; axon. The coding region runs from base 696 to 4910 and encodes 1404 amino acids. Gene Ontology annotation, biological process: positive regulation of MAPK cascade; glucose homeostasis; insulin-like growth factor receptor signaling pathway. The transcript is spliced from 21 exons.